This is a messenger RNA of Mirounga angustirostris (Northern elephant seal), 553 nucleotides long. Its product is annotated as SEC14-like protein 4. The transcript has 3 exons. Gene Ontology annotation, cellular component: cytoplasm. Lineage: Eukaryota; Metazoa; Chordata; Mammalia; Carnivora; Phocidae. The record is from RefSeq and is a predicted model, not a curated record. Bases 1 to 402 code for a protein of 133 amino acids.
AUGGAGUUUGGGGGCACCAUGAAUGACUUGAUGAUCAAAUACGGGGGCAAUGUGCCCAAGAACUACUACCUGCGCAACCAGGUGAGGAUGAAUUAUGAGCACACAGUGACCGUGGCCCGAGGCUCCUUCAUGCAGCUGGAGAACGAAAUCCUGUUCCCGGGCUGUGUGCUCAGGUGGCAAUUCGCAUCAGAAGGGGCAGACAUCGGCUUCGGGGUUUUCCUGAAGACCAAGAUGAGCGAGUGGCAGCGGGCAGGGGAGCUGGUGGAGGUGCUGCCCAUCCAGCGCUACGAAGUCCACGUGGUCCCUGAGGACGGGAGCCUCACCUGCCUCAAGGCCGGCGUCUUUAAGUAUUGGCAGGAAACAGCUCCACUUGGAGCUGGGGGCCGGGGGCUGGAGUCUUGAUGUGCAUCCAGGUUUUACCAGGUAGGGGCCCCUGGCUCCAGUAGACAGAGUGUAUAGCUGGCUUUGGGCUCUCAGGCAUGACAAGGGCUCCCUGGUCUGGGUCCCGGCACAGGGAUUUACACCAUGGAGGGCGAGGUCUUGGGUGGGGCAC